Cladocopium goreaui is the source of this 1092-nucleotide messenger RNA. Lineage: Eukaryota; Dinophyceae; Suessiales; Symbiodiniaceae. The record is from the annotation of a GenBank genome assembly.
AUGGAGCACCUCAUCCGGAAUAUGAGGAAGAAGAAGAAAGGCGCUGGCGAGCCCCGGCUGCAAAACCGGCCUGUCACUGCCUUCAUCGGUAUCCUUGUGAGUCUCAUGUGGUGUUGGACGCCAGUCCAGUUCCAUGUGCUGUUCGAAGCCUUGGUGGCUCGUAUCCGUGAGACCUGGCUGGAGCCAGACUUCAUCGAGACCUUCUGCAAGAUCUACUGCCGAAAGGCACGAGUGCCGCAGGAGCAACGAGAGCAGUGCGGACUGGAAGAGUACUGGAUGGCUGACUGGCACUGCGGAGUGGUUGGGACGCAUGAGCCGGGAUUUGGGUCGACGCAGCAGACUGCAGAGCUGGCCAACAGAAAACUGAAGAACGAUUUGAUUAGGACCACCGUCCCUCUGACGACGCACGAAUCCGUCGUCGCAAGACUGGUCAAGGUUGUCAAAACCUGGAAACGUGGUCUCAAGGAGAGUGAACUUCGGACGGACCGUCCUGUUACUCUCAUGGCUCCUUCUAUGACAUUGGGACAGCCAAGCUUUCCUGACGGUUGGCUGUUGGGUGAAUUCGGUCGACAGGAAAGACGCCCUUACACAAAGGCCAAAACACAUUUCGUGACUGUGGGCACCAUCCUGAAGAAAAUGAGAGCCACGCAGGGAAGAGCGAAAGUAUGUUUCGAUGUGUAUAACCACUGGAUUGCAAUGGCCUGUGGUAAACCUCGGGCAGUUCCGGCCGGCACGGCUGAGAAAUUGGUCAAGCACAUGAAGGUAAAGCAUGCCGCAGAAUGCAGGAGAAUGCUCGUGACGGAAGGCAUCAUUGGUGAUGAGAACAAAAUCUUUCCGAAGAAGGUUACCGAGUUGUUUACUGGCACCUGGUGUGUGAUCAACAGUACCACCUUCACCUGUACCUGUUGGAGGUACAGAUGGAGGGGUCGAUGCGUUCACUCCUAUGCAAUCCAAGAAUGGGAAGGGCAUCGUAGAUGGACGCCUGUGCCGCUGCCUGCUGCUGACGAGGUGAUUGAUGGAGAGGAUUCGGCGGCUGAGGAGGCCCCAGCCGAAGUAGAUGACUUGCGCCGUGUGCGCAGGCGGUUGGAGUAA